GAUAAUUUGGCGCAAAGCGCACUAUUGCCCAAUCAUUAUCGGUGCCUGCAUUUUCAGUAAUUGCGUCAUAGUGCUUGCUUUUUCGCGAUAAUAUAGAACUACGAUGAUAUCUUCGAGUCAUCAUUCUGCGAUUUAAACACCUCACCUGAUGGUAGGAUAUUGAGAACGGCCUGUGUUAAACUUGAACUGUUUUUUUUUACUUGUAUCCUACUGCACAAUCGUCAUUAAAAAUUCAUUUCAAGGCCCAUUUUAGGGUCCUAGUUUAAGCAUGGCCGACCGGAGGGGGUUUCUGCUUUAUUUUCUCAUCUCUUUUCUUUUGCAAUGCGCUCCAUCCCUACAAGACUGUCCGCCUCCAAAUGUUGAUUCAAACGUCGAAGUAACACCAGAUCAAUCGUAUUACUCAUCGUACAUGUACGUUCAGUUUUCGUGUCCUCCCGGAUAUUCGGCUACAAAUGGUUCUACAUAUUCUUACUGUUACCCGAGCAGCUACUGGUACCCAGACAUGUCGCAAGUUAUAUCAUGCACAGUAGAUACUGAUGUGACAACUCCGGCGACGGGCAAUGUAUCAGCGAAGGCGAUGGUAUUUGUAGCAGACAAAUCACUGAGUAAAAUUUUCAUGGCCGACUUUUCCAGCGGGGAUUUCGAAUCCCUGACCUUCACUGCCUUGCCCAUCGGGUCGGUGAACCAACCUCUGGAUGUGGAUUACGAUCCCCAAACUCGUAUGGUGUACUGGAGCGACAUGGCUGGAACGAUACGACGUGCAAACAUUGAUGGUACUAUGCAGAGCGUGAUCCUUGACAGUUCUGUGGGCAGAGCAGAAGGCAUUGCAUUGGAUACGGGUCGUGGUAAAAUCUUUUGGACCGAUGAAACAUAUGACCGAAUCAUGUCGGCUAAUCUUGACGGAUCAAACGCGGAAACUCUCAUUAAUACAGACAUAUCUAACCCACGUGCAAUUGUUAUACACAAAAAUAUGGGAGUGAUGUUUUGGACAGAUUGGAGUUACCCAGGACGAAUUGAGAGAGCAAACCUUGAUGGCGGGGACAGAUACGUCAUUAUUAACUCUACUGUCGUUUGGCCAAAUGGGUUGGAUCUCAAUAGCUACGGUGGCAGAAUUUACUGGUGCGACGCUUCAACAGAUAAAAUCGAGUCUGCUGAUCUUUGGGGAGACUACAGGGAUGUUCAUUUAUCGACAUCUUCGAUUCAUCCUUACGACCUGGCAUUCGUCAAUGACUACACUCUAGCAUGGACGGAUUGGAAUAUGGAUGCAAUUGGCUUAACAACAGUCUAUGACAACAACUAUACUUUACAUUAUUCAGAUACCUUCCAGAAUCCAUACGGCAUACAUGUAACCCCAAAUACGUCUUGCCAAGGGUGUUGUGAAUGUGGUCACAUGGGAGGUUGCUUCUGCGAUUCUGUCUGUCAACAAGUCGGUGACUGCUGUCAUGAUUAUGUCCAAUUCUGCAAUGAUUAUACACCAACGCCUCAACCAACUGGACAAUGGGACACUGAUAAUCCUGAGUCAUCAACAGACAGUUGGUGGCAACCACAAACGACCCCAUGGUGGUGGUGGAAUACAGAUGGACCUGAAUCUACUACAGAAAAUAGAUGGCAACCACAGACGACUCCAUGGUGGUGGUGGAAUACAGAUCGACCUGAAUCUACUACAGAAAAUAGAUGGCAACCACAGACGACUCCAUGGUGGUGGUGGAAUACCGAUAGACCGACCCCAGAUGGCCCUGAUUAUACAACGUGGAUGUGGGGCACAUCAAACCCGCCUUUCGUCGGAGAAGAGAAUGUGACUCUCGAGGUUGGGGUUACUCAGACUAUCUCCUCUCCGAACUAUCCUUCGAAUCAUCCAAACAACGUUCGCUAUAACUGGUACAUCACUGCUCCUCCGGGCUAUGAUGUUAUUGUUGACUUUCUUGACUUCAAGCUUGAAUCAUGCUGUGAUUUUCUCCGAAUUGGUAUCGGAGAAUCCCCAUCGUCUCCCGGAAGUGUUACCCUGGCUACCCUCACCGGUUCUUCUCUACCGUCUGAUAUGAGAUUAUAUUCUUCCCCAAGUUGGAUGAUGUUCUACACCGACACUUCAGUCACUUAUAGAGGAUUUCAACUACGUUUAAGUCUUACUAACGAAAACACAGCAAUUACAACAGAAAGUCCAAAUACAAGAUGGUGGUGGUGGACAACAACAGAUUAUCCAGCAAUUACAACAGACAGUCCAAAUACAAGAUGGUGGUGGUGGACAACAGAUUAUCCAGGCACAACCGACUCUCCCCUCCAGCCAAAUGAAACAGCUCGUCUAGUAAAUGGAAGUUACUCGUCAGAAGGACGGGUGGAAGUAUAUCAUAGUGGUACUUGGGGCACUGUCUGUGACCAUAGUUGGGACGUAGUGGAUGCAGGAGUACUGUGCAGAAGCAUCGGAUACCCAGACGCCGUGAGAAGCCAUGGAAAUGCAUUCUACGGGAUGGGUGACGGUCCCAUCUUGUUGAAUCACGUUGGUUGCUAUGGCUACGAAGACAGCCUCUUUGACUGUUAUCAUCAUGGCGUUGGUGUCCACCACUGCUCACAUGAUGAAGAUGCAGGAGCGGUCUGUUAUCCAGAUGCCCGCCUCGUUAAUGGGGAUGACCCGAGUGAGGGUCGACUUGAAGUCUACUACGAUGGCGUCUGGGGAACUGUUUGUGAUCACUCCUGGUACAGCACGAAUUCUUACGUCGUGUGCAGAAGUCUUGGGUUCCCAGGAUAUAUUGGACAUGUCUAUAAUGCCUACUUCGGGCAGGGCACAGGGCCCAUUCAUCUCAAUCAUGUGACAUGCAUGGGAGACGAGGGAAGUAUAUUUGACUGCAGACACUACGGUGUUGGCAACAACCACUGCUACCAUUCUGAAGAUAUUGGGAUCAGAUGCCUCCAAAAUGUUCGGCUGGUCAAUGGUACCACCCCCGCCGAAGGACGACUUGAAGUCUUCCACGGGGAAUCCUGGGGCACUGUUUGCGAUCAUGGCUGGGGCUUGGACGAAGCAGACGUGGUCUGUAGAAGUCUAGGAUAUUCCUCCGCAGAAGUGGUAUUCUAUAACGCCUACUUUGGGGAGGGAAGUGGCGACAUCUUGCUCAACCACGUUUAUUGCACCGGGAACGAAUCCAGCAUUUUCUACUGCAGUCACGAUGGUGUGGGCGUCAACCAUUGCAACCAUUAUGACGACGUUGGAAUACGAUGCGCUGAUGGAGUAACAACCGACCCCGCUCCCAUUACUACGACAGCAAGUACACCAUAUUGGGACAUAUGGACUACAUCUGUGCCCUUCGAAGGAGAAGAAAAUGUGACUCUCGCUGUUGGGCAACCGCAGAUCAUCGCGUCUCCAAAUUACCCCUGGAAUUACCCAAACAACGUCUACUAUAAUUGGUAUAUUACGGCUCCUUCAGGAUAUGAUGUUCUUGUUGAAUUCUUGGUGUUUGAUCUUGAAUGGGAUUAUGAUUACCUUUUAAUUGGGACUGGAGAAUCACGAUCAUCCCCUGGAAGUGUUAUGCUGGCUGCGUUAACGGGAACAUCCCAUCCAGGAUAUAUGAGGCUAAACUCUUCCGAAAGUUGGAUGCUGUUCACUACUGAUUCAUCUGUCACUGACACGGGAUUUCAGCUUCGAUUGAGUCUCGUUUAUGCGGCUGAAGGUAAAUAA
Messenger RNA from Lytechinus variegatus (green sea urchin), 3667 nucleotides. RefSeq names its product deleted in malignant brain tumors 1 protein-like. Gene Ontology annotation, cellular component: membrane. The transcript is spliced from 25 exons. The record is from RefSeq and is a predicted model, not a curated record. Lineage: Eukaryota; Metazoa; Echinodermata; Echinoidea; Temnopleuroida; Toxopneustidae. Bases 269 to 3667 code for a protein of 1132 amino acids.